AUGCCCGAAGAGAUCGUACUGCCUGCCCCUGCGGACUUCCAUGUCCAUGUCCGUCAGGGGAAGAUGUGUGAGCUUGUUACCCCUCAAGUAGCCAAGGGAGGUGUGAGGACCGCAUACGUCAUGCCCAACCUUGUCCCACCACUCACUUCCACAGAUGCUGUCCUCGCUUACAAAGCCGAACUCGAACGACUUGACCCUUCCAUUCAAUGGCUCAUGACUCUCUACUUGCAUCCUGAUGUCACCCCUGAGGAGAUUAGGAAAGCGGCUAAAGCUGGUAUCAGUGGCGUUAAAUCAUAUCCUCGAGGUGUCACGACAAACUCCAAUUCCGGUAUAGAAGAUUACGGAGUGUACUAUCCCGUGUUCAAAGCCAUGGAGGAGGAAGGAAUGGUAUUGAAUUUACAUGGAGAAGUACCUAGUGAUCCCGAGAAGAACAUAUCCAUCCUCAAUGCCGAAGUCCACUUCCUCUCCCACCUGAAAAAGCUCGCCUAUGAUUUCCCCAAUCUCCGUAUCGUUCUCGAACACGCUACGACAUCCAACGCUGUCGACACUGUCCUCUCCCUUCCAGCCAACGUAGCAUGUUCAAUCACCGCUCAUCAUCUCUAUCUCACAAUUGACGAAGUCGCUCCUCAACCCCAUCAUUUCUGUAAACCCCUGGCUAAAGAACCUAAAGAUCGAAAGGCUUUGCAGGAAGUAAUCAAAUGCGGUAAUCCCAAGUUUUUCCUUGGUUCAGAUUCCGCUCCCCAUCCUCUCUCGAGCAAGAUACCUAAUCUCACCCAGGACGGUCACAGCGUAUCAGCCUGUGCGGCUGGUGUGUACACUUCGCCCAUAUUGAUACCGCUCGUAGCGACCCUGCUGGAGAGUUUCGGUGCGUUAGAUCAACUUCAGAACUUCGUCUGUGAUAAUGGUAGGACUUUUUACAAGAUACCUGCCCAAAAGGGACAGGAGUUGAGACUGGUCAGAACACCUCCAGAGGAAGGCAAGGGGAUAGUCAAAGGUACAUUAAAAGGUGACGAUGGUAUUGAGGUUUUACCGUUCUGGACGGGUAAGAAAUUGGAAUGGGAAAUCGUCAAUUGA
Molecule: messenger RNA, 1074 nt
Organism: Kwoniella botswanensis
Lineage: Eukaryota; Fungi; Basidiomycota; Tremellomycetes; Tremellales; Cryptococcaceae
Product: dihydroorotase, homodimeric type
Exons: 5
Coding region: 1-1074 (357 amino acids)
Biological process (GO): pyrimidine nucleotide biosynthetic process; 'de novo' pyrimidine nucleobase biosynthetic process
Cellular component (GO): cytoplasm
Molecular function (GO): dihydroorotase activity
Source: RefSeq, a predicted model, not a curated record